AUGGCCACAAUAUUGUCGCCAAAUAAAGUGAGCAGGGAUACAAGGAAUAAUCCGGCUGCUGUAGACGCGCUGAAUCCGCCACCCCCACUACCCAGCCUAAUGAUUACCAGGGACGUUGGACGACACUGGUCGGACUCGCGACUUCGUCCAUCUGCAGUGUCUGGUUUGCAUGGACUAGCCUCGAAGUUCGAUGCAGUUAAUGAUGCGAAGGAAGUCGUGGACGAUCAGAAGCUUGUAUUUCAAGAUUCUGGUCUGGACAUCGACGGUGGAAUGUCGCUAUCUUGGUCUCAUUAUGCGGGUUCAUGGGACGACCCUAUGUUCGGCGCCCAAAGCGCCUUCAUUAGUCAACACAGCGGUCCAACACUGCAACCGCACAACUGCUCCCCAGUCUUGUUAUCGAGCGGUCAGGGCGACUUGAUCGCGAUGCCGUUGGAUUACGGUCGUCCGAUCCGGUCGUCCUCUCACGCAUCCUCGUCCUGGGCCAUGUCGGCUGCCGGGUCGGAUAGUGAUUCGUCGAUCGCAUCCGACGGAGAGCAGCAAGAUACAUCGCCCGGACUAAAUGAGCGAAGCCCGAGUGUCGUAAAUCCGCCUCCAAGCGGACCCUGUAGCAAGACUUGGUCUCUUCCUCCAAGGACCCGACGGAAACGCAAGAGAACACCAGAAGACACGACGAAGAGGAAGCAUCGAAAGGCCAGUACCCGUCGACGUGGUCCGUUUAAGGAUGAAAGCAAACGCACCGAAACGGCUCUUACAAGGAAUCUGAAGGGCUGCGUCCGAUGUCGCAUGAUGCGGAUAAGGUGUGAGCCGGAUCAUGAUGAUCCUUAUACUAACGAUUGUCUUACUUGUCAACGGGCACAUCAGUCAAAGGCUCCCAGUAUCCGGAAGCUCCCAUGCCUUCGGAUGAUCAUCACCGAUGUGUCGUUAUAUCGAGAGCAGGAUAUGCCGUGCCAGCUAUUCAGCAGACGAUGGCAGAGUAUGGAGAUCGUCGACAUCACGGACUGGGCAUCAUCUGAGAUCAAGACGAUAACGUUAUCCCAAGUCCACGUCGACGCUCCAUAUGAGGUGCAGGUGAGAAAAUUCAUACCCAAGGAGGGCGAUAUGCUGGAGACGACAUGGACUUCGGGGCCUUAUGUUAGACGCCAUCCAAUGCCACAGUAUGCACUCGCUGAUAUGGAAGGCGCCGCUAAAACGCUGAAGUGGCUAACGGCCAACUAUGUGGGUGCGUACAUCAAAUACGAAGUCGGGAAUCUCGACCUUCUGAUCUGGCGCACCUACUACUUUGCCUUUCUUUAUCAGCAAAAAGCAAAGUCUGCGGUGCAGCCACCACGAGAAAGGGCUUUGAUUAGGGAUUGCCUGCAGUUCUGGGUCGGCUGCCGUAAGAUCAGCAAUCCGGAGUACAUUAAGUACUACUACGAGGCCGUCGGAGGGACACCAGUGGAUGAUCCAAAUAGCCGUUUUCAUGCAAAGGUCCCGAUGCCUGGCAUCAUGAUUGCUCAGAUGGAAUGCAUCAUGUACACCAGAGUCCUCCGUCCUCUCUGCGGUAGAGUGUUGACGGCUCUGAAAGACCUGAUCACGGAGAAUAAACGCGAGCAUUGGUUGACGAUAUACCUAACCUUGUUCAUCUUGCUACACAGCUGCGCGAUGCUAACAAGACGGGACUGGGAGACUGCUCGCGAAUUUGGCUUGCCGAGCGUAUAUGCCAACCGCCUGAGCAUUGAAGGAAUGCAGAAGGGCAUGCAAACCGCGCUGGCUCACUUUCACUACCUGAACAAAGGCGUCCUCCCAUUCCAUCUGACUUACGACGAGAAGUCGUUACGCAGCCUGGCAACCGCCGCGGACCUAGAUAGCGAGGAGCUCGAGUUUGUCAAAGAGACCUCCCAGCACAUCAACCACCCUGCCAGAGCGGCGCGCAUGGCUGAGAUCCGGGCAAAUCGGGAAUAUGGAGACGAUCUGUAUUGGAUUUCACAAUUAUAUGAUGUUGAGUGGGCGCCUGGACCGACUGUUUAGAUCUUGAGAAUAGUACCUAGUAUAAUAGCCGCCAUCCCGUACAAUUAGGAGGUUACCGUGAUUCGAAUAGAUAGAAAGCGUAAUGAAUG
Aspergillus nidulans FGSC A4 is the source of this 2096-nucleotide messenger RNA. RefSeq lists its product as uncharacterized. The record is from RefSeq and is a predicted model, not a curated record. The transcript has 6 exons. NCBI's taxonomy places the organism in Eukaryota, Fungi, Ascomycota, Eurotiomycetes, Eurotiales, Aspergillaceae. Bases 1 to 2007 code for a protein of 668 amino acids.